Oikopleura dioica is the source of this 858-nucleotide messenger RNA. The record is from the annotation of a GenBank genome assembly. Lineage: Eukaryota; Metazoa; Chordata; Appendicularia; Copelata; Oikopleuridae.
AUGACAACUCAGGGACAAAUCCUCGUUUACGGAGGGCGGAAGGUAGAAAUCUCCAUUUGUACGAAAUUCUUUCUCUUCGGCUUCAACACUUUAUUUUGGCUUAUUGGAAUUGCCUUGAUAGCAAUUGGUGUUUGGGCAUGGACAGAAAAAGGGUUCUUCGACAAUAUCAGUCAAGUCUCUGAUAUUCCCUUUGACCCAGUUGUGCUCAUCAUUUCGAUUGGAAUGGUGAUGUUCAUCCUUUCUUUUGCCGGUUGUGUUGGAUCGCUGAGGGAGAAUAUUUGCCUCUUGAAAUUCUUCUCGACAAUCUUGGGGAUCAUUUUCUUCAGCGAGCUGGUGUGUACUAUUCUGACCUUCCUCUACAAAGAUUGGUUCAAUCAGAAGUUUAACGACUUCAUCGAUACGACAAUCACAAAAUACCGCGACGAUCCCGAUCUACAAAAUAUUAUCGACUUCGGCCAGCAAAAACUCGAAUGCUGUGGGGGCGUGCAAGGACCACAAGACUGGGAGAGCAAUAUUUAUUUCAACUGCUCGAGUUCUAUUGAGUUGAAUGGGAUAGCGUACCGGCCGGUCGAGUCUUGUGGUGUGCCGUUUUCUUGCUGCGCUCAUGGAGAUGUCAAUUUUGAUGGGAUCGCGAAUACUCAAUGUGGAUACGGAGUUCGCACCAAAAAGGAAUCUGAUUGGAGCGAAGAUAUUUGGACCGACGGAUGCAUUGAAAAAUUCGAACAGUUCUUGAGACAAGAAACUAUCUUUGUUUCUGGAAUAUUUAUUGGUGUUGCUUUGCUGCAGAUCGUGCCAAUUUGCUUUGCGCAGAACAUGAUAUCCGAUAUUGAGGCAAUCAAGGCGACCUGGGUACGAUGA